Vitis vinifera (wine grape) is the source of this 1444-nucleotide messenger RNA. Its product is annotated as abscisic acid receptor PYL8. Gene Ontology annotation, molecular function: protein phosphatase inhibitor activity; abscisic acid binding; signaling receptor activity. Gene Ontology annotation, cellular component: cytoplasm; nucleus. The record is from RefSeq and is a predicted model, not a curated record. Gene Ontology annotation, biological process: abscisic acid-activated signaling pathway. The transcript is spliced from 3 exons. NCBI's taxonomy places the organism in Eukaryota, Viridiplantae, Streptophyta, Magnoliopsida, Vitales, Vitaceae. The coding region runs from base 507 to 1076 and encodes 189 amino acids.
UUUUUGUUUACCAAAAACAUGAACAAAACAAAAGGGGAAAUGCUCAUCAACACUACCCAAAUCGUUUGUUAUUAACGAACUCACCAACUAACCAGCCAGCCGUUUUCUCAACCCGCAUUGAUGCCUCUAGCCAACCCGAGGAGGCAAAAUCGCUAAAUGGUCACCAUCAAAACGACGCCGUUUCAGCUUACCCGAAAAAGAAUUAAUUACAACCCCUAACCCACCCAAAAAAAGGGGAAAAAAAGAGAAAAAAAGAUAGCAAUAAAAUGAGAUGAUGAUGAUGAUGAAGAGAGAGAGUGUCUCUGGACCUUUCGCUAUUGGAGCUUCCAAUGGCGGUGCCUUUUGGACGCUUCUGACCAUGUUCUCUCCGCUUCUACCAGACAACCUCACCACCACUCCCUAUCCGUAAUCCAAAUCCAAAUCCAAAUCCAAAUCCAAAUCCUUCCAUUCAUUCAUCCACUCCUCACAGCCGUCGGAUUUAGGGUUAUGGUAGCUGCAGGACUGGGAUGAUUGCCAUGAUGAGCGGCUAUGGAUGCAUCAAGAUGGAGGACGAGUACAUCCGCAGACACCACAGGCAUGAGAUCAGAGACAACCAGUGCAGCUCCUCUCUCGUCAAGCACAUCAAAGCUCCUGUUCAUCUGGUUUGGUCUUUGGUGAGGAGUUUUGAUCAGCCACAGAAAUACAAACCUUUUGUGAGUAGAUGCAUUGUUCAGGGUGACCUUGAGAUUGGGAGUGUUAGGGAAGUGAAUGUUAAGUCGGGGCUUCCUGCAACGACUAGCACUGAGAGAUUGGAGCUUCUAGAUGACGAGGAGCAUAUCUUCGGCAUGAGGAUUGUUGGCGGGGAUCACAGGCUAAAGAAUUACUCGUCCAUUGUUACUGUCCAUCCUGAGAUUAUAGAUGGGAGACCAGGGACACUAGUGAUCGAAUCAUUUGUGGUAGAUGUGCCCGAUGGAAACACCAAGGAUGAAACAUGCUACUUCGUAGAAGCCUUGAUCAAGUGCAACCUGAAGUCAUUGGCUGAUGUGUCAGAGCGAUUGGCAAUACAGGACCGGACAGAACCCAUUGACAGAAUGUAAGUGCCUUCACUCAAAAAGGUCCUAGCAUCAACGAUCUGAUUGCUGUGAGCUGCUGUGGGCAAAGCAUUUGAGGAACAUUUGAAGCUUAUUGGACACCAGAGUCCAACUAUGACUGGUGCUGAGUACAGAGACUGGUACUCUGAAGAUUUUCUUUUGUAGUUUGUUUAUGCCUGUUUUCCUGUUCUCUUCCUUUCAAUGCUACCCGGACAUCUGUGUCUAUAGUAGCACAUGAUCAAUCUCUUUUUACAUCCUACAGGUUUCUGAAAUGAAAAAAAAAAAAAAGAAAAAAAACACAGACUAGGUUAAUCUUCCCCUAUGGAUUCUUUGGGUUUUAACCACCAUGGUUUGUAUUAAUCUCUGUUUGUAAA